Molecule: messenger RNA, 1509 nt
Organism: Lycium ferocissimum
Lineage: Eukaryota; Viridiplantae; Streptophyta; Magnoliopsida; Solanales; Solanaceae
Product: gibberellin 2-beta-dioxygenase 6-like
Exons: 3
Coding region: 154-1170 (338 amino acids)
Molecular function (GO): dioxygenase activity
Source: RefSeq, a predicted model, not a curated record
CCACACUUUCCUUUCUUUUUCCUCUCCCUCUCCUUAGCCAUAUAAAUACCGCAUGUAUACUCUUUUCCUCAACUCCCAAUUCUUCUUCCCUUCUCAUUUUUCUUGUUUAAUUUGAUCACACAACUUAAUUAGUUGUUACAUAUUUCUAAAGCCAUGAUGAUAGAGUCUUGGAAUCCUCCUCUCCUACAUGACUACUCUAAGCUUUCGCGACGACAAAACAGUCAUAAUGAUGGUGGAGCAAACCUCAGCGCUGAAAAAGUACUGAUGGAAGAGUGUGAACUUCCAUUGAUAGACCUGAAUGGUCUGACAAGUGAAGAUGAGAGAGAAAAGAUCAGAUGCGAAGACGCCAUUUCAAAGGCUUCUUCUGAAUGGGGUUUUUUCCAAGUUGUGAACCAUGGUGUGAGUCUUGAAUUACUUAGAAAAAUGAGAAGAGAACAAAUGAAAUUGUUUAAAGCACCUUUUGAGAUGAAAGCUAGUUGUGGAAUUUUAAAUAAUUCUUAUAGAUGGGGGAAUUCAACAGCUACUUGUCCAAAACAAUUUUCUUGGUCAGAAGCUUUUCAUAUCCCUUUGACAAAGAUUUCAGAAGCUGCUUGUUAUGGAGAGUUCACAACUUUGAGGGAAGUGAUGGUGGAAUAUGCAAAUGCAAUGCAAAAUCUAGCCAAAUCACUUGCUGGAGUUCUUGUAAGAAACUUAGGCCACAGAGAUAGUCACAUCAAAGAAAUAUGCAAUGAGAGUUCAUGUUUCCUUAGAUUAAAUCACUAUCCAAAAUGUCAAAUUUCUCAAGAAAUAUUUGGAUUAGUGCCACACACAGAUAGUGAUUUCUUAACAAUUCUUCAUCAAGAUGAAGUUGGUGGACUUCAGCUAAUGAAAGACAACAAAUGGGUAGCUGUCAAGCCUAACCAAAAUGCACUUAUUGUCAACAUUGGAGAUCUUUUUCAGGCUUGGAGCAAUGAUGUGUAUAAAAGUGUGGAACACAAAGUGAUGGCUAAUGGGAAAAUGGAGAGAUUCUCAAUCGCUUAUUUCCUUUGUCCUUCUUAUGAUUCUUUAAUUGGAAGCUGCAAAGAGCCCUCUGUCUAUAAGAAAUUCACCUUUGGAGAAUACAGAUAUCAGAUUCAACAAGAUGUCAAAUUGAUUGGCCACAAAGUAGGUCUCUCGAGAUUUCUUCUAUAGGAAUUAGCACAUAUAAUAGCACAGAAAAAAAAAAUUGCAUAUCGUACUCACUAGUCCUAGAUCCUGAAAGAGAACUUCAAAUUUGAGGGAGUUGAUACAAGAUAAAUUUUGUGUUCUAUUUCAUUCGUACGUAUAUAUGUGUAGAUCAAUUCACCUAUGUAAUUCUAAAGUUAAGGUAGAAGAGAGAUUGCUUCUUUUUGUUUCAGAGGGGAAGAGGGAAUACAGACGUUAUGCCAUCGGCGCGACCGCGUAGAGAGAUAUAAAGAUUACUUCUGUAUGUUGAUUACUAUUGUUCUCAAUUUGGUGAAUAGAGAUAAAAGUUACGCUUUGUCAUCCAUA